GCCCGGGCCGCACAAUUCAAAUACACGCCUUAUCCAUCCUUCGUUCUCGUUUUGUGGGUUGUUUCCUUCAUUUUCCCAGCCAUUCGACGCCCACUACCAAAAAAAGUACCGGCAUAGAAAAUGCACCAUGCACUCACAAUUCCCGAGCUUAUACAUAAAAUCCUCCUCCAUGUCAGCCCCAGCGUCCUCGCUUUCGGUGUCAACACUGUCAGUAAACUAUGGAGCGACGUCAGCGCUGAGAUCAUUUGGUAUAAACUGGAUGAUCUCAGGCCUUUGUUGCGUCUUAUUGGCGAAAUCAAGUUGAACGACCAUCCAGAACGAGAAAGUGAUUUUUCCGAGAUCUGUGAAUUUAGUUCUCUGUAUGAAGACUGGAGCAGAUUUGAUUUCUACAGCCGUCACGUCCGAGUUCUUUCUCUUGGCGGAUCAGUCAUCGACUUUCAGCCUGCACUAAAUGACGUUGCCAUGUUGCGGUCUGGCAAGGUGUUUCUGCCUAGACUCAAAGAGCUCGAGUGGUCUAACUGUGAAAGAGAUAGUUGGAAAUCUUCUGUAUUCAUGAUGCACGAGGGUAUCACCACUUUCCUCCUUUAUAUCCCAUGGGACCUCUACAAAGACGGACAUACACACAUGGUCCAGUAUUUUAGUUUUAUCGCUGCUCGAUUGCCAUGUCUUGAAUACCUCCAUAUUGACACGAUGCGGCACAGAGAUCCUAACAUCUCGCAACUUGGUUCAGCACUGGAGCUUCUCGUUUCGAAGCUAACCAGUCUCAAAACCAUCCGUUUCCCUCCGUUCGUUAACACCUUUUCUAUCCUCUCCGCAACGUCUACCCUUCCACACAUUACGACUAUCUUUGUCGAAGACAGCUCAUCGUAUCCUGUGCAUACACCCCUCCUCCCGUCAGGACUUCCGUGUACUCUGCCUUCUCAAUUGGGGACACUUCACGUCUCUAUGGCUUUCAAAGAUGCCACAAGAUUGUUCCAUACAGAUUUACCAAACCUCUUGGAUAUCUUUCUGCAAUCAGGACAGUGCGAGGCUCCUCCAACGGUGCAUCGCCUGACCAAGGUCAUAUCACAGAGUUGUCACAAUGUUCGUGAGCUUCAGCUGAAUUCACAAGGGGCAUCGCAGGGAUUCACCGGAAACAUACCCGAUUGUAUUGCCAUUGCUGAUAUCGCACCCUUGUUUUCCUGCUCUGCGAUGGAAGAAUUUACCAUUGAGCAUGCAUUUCCGUUGCUCUUAUCCAAUCCUGAUAUCCAGACUCUUUUGACAAAGUGGCCUGCGUUGAAGGUUCUUAAUCUCAACAGUUGUCCUCUAUCAUUGCCUCCACGGGAAAUUAACCUUCCCUUGCCCGAAUGGAAGACUCUUGCCACGUUUGCUUGGUAUGGAAGUAACCUUCGUACCCUUGGUCUUUACAUGAACGGAUUGGUGGACAUUCCUAAUAACAAGGAUGCUUACCCGUUUGCUCGAUUGGAUCAACUUUAUGUUGGCACAUCUGAAAUCAGAGGCACACAUAACGAGGCACGAUUUUUGAGUUACAUCCUGCCCUCAGGUUGUACAAUCAUUCCAACCCCGGUGGGGGCGACCUAUGUUACGUGGAACCGGAUUGUCCCGUUUGUUUCAGCAUUCCAGGAGGUCCGGGAAGAGGAGCGUGAGGCCAGGAAGGAGCUGGAGGGGCGAGUAAUGGAGUUGGAAGCGCUGCUGGCGUCUUGAUGCUGGCUUUUUUGUAUUUCUUUCAAAACCUC
Messenger RNA from Desarmillaria tabescens, 1736 nucleotides. RefSeq lists its product as uncharacterized. The transcript has 2 exons. Lineage: Eukaryota; Fungi; Basidiomycota; Agaricomycetes; Agaricales; Physalacriaceae. The record is from RefSeq and is a predicted model, not a curated record. Bases 121 to 1704 code for a protein of 527 amino acids.